AGCCAACUUUGCACCAGUCAGUUUUAAUUUUUUUGAUUGCGCCUUUCAUCUUAAAUCUUAUACCUUAGCGCCUUUUCAAGUUUUUUAAUCUAACGGCUAACGGCUUAGAAAAAUAGAAUUCUUUUAAUUAAAUUCGUAUAAAGUGACGUUUUUCUGCAUUUAGUUAGAUAUAACUGAGAAAGCUGAGGUUUCGUGGUUUUCUAAUUCCAGUUAUAAAAUUAAUAAACAAAGUAACUUUGCUUCAUAAUGGAUUUUGAAGAUGCAAAAGAAAAUAUUCAACCAUUGGCGACUGGUCGCAAUGCCAGUAUUUUACAUGCUUCUUUGAGUGUUGAGUCUCCACAAGAAUUAUUGGCUCGACGCCGAGAGUUAGAACAAGCCAUUCGUGAAUAUAGCGGUAAUGACCCUCUCGAACCCUGGUAUGCAUAUAUUAGCUGGAUAGAACAAAGUUUUCCUUCAGGGGGCAAAGGAUCUGGUUUAGAAGAAGUGCUAACAAAAUGUUUAUCUCAGUUUGAAAAUGAGGAACGGUAUUUCCAGGAUAGACGAAUGAUUAAAUUGUAUAUGAAAUUUAUUGAUAGCCAUCAACAUCCGAUGGAAUGCUAUCAGCAAUUAUUCAAUGCUGGAAUUGGUACAAUGAUUGCUGAUUUUUAUAUUUGUUGGGCAUACCAUUAUGAUUUAUGUGGCAAUACACGCAAGGCAGAUGAAAUAUUUCGUAGAGGCAUUGCAUGUCGUGCCCAGCCAUUGGAAGAAUUACAAGAAGCGCACCAACAUUUUGGCUUUUCCAUUGCACAACGUGUUUUGUAUCAAGAUGACGACGAGGUAAAGGAAAGUACAAAGCGACAGUUCGAAGAAAGACGUUUAGCUUUAACGUCUUUACGAAGUCAUAGGCGCAAGGCAACUGUCGGCAGUAUACGCACAGGAUCUGCAGUAAAGAGUUAUGCGCCGGGAACGGUACAGACUGGCGCCAGUUCUUCAAAACAAGCAAACACGCGCGUACAAGUCUUUCAAGAUGAAAAUGACAAUCUUAAUUCACAACUAACAAAAGCAACAGUAGCUGAACAAGAAAGUUCAUCUGAAGUUCCUAAAUCAGUUGUUCGCUCAAUUAUUGAUGCAGCACGAAAUCAAGAAAAUCGUAAAGAACCAGGACCAUGGAAUAAAGCACAUGAUAAGAAACUGUCUGGCAAACUCUUUAGUAAAACGGAUAGGAAUACUGAAUUGGGUUUCAGUAUUCAUGAAGAUACUGAGAUGAAAGAGGACUAUUUUAAGAAACCUCUAGUACCACCCAUUAUGGAAGGAGAGAGAAAUUAUGACAAACCCUUUAAAUAUCCCAAAGAUUUUAAGUGUAGAAAUUUACCACAAAGUGAAUGGCUUACACCAGUAACGAUCGAAAAUGAGCCGGAACCUCGAACUUUCCCACAAUAUAACAAAUGUUUUAUGUACCCCCGACCAAAUAUAGAAUUUCAGCCAGAAGAGUAUAGAGCGUACCGCUGGUUUAAAAAACGUGGCAUUUCAAACAAUUUUACAACCCAACGUGACACUUAUUGGUGCAGCUACGAUAUUAACAGAAAUGUGAGGCAGUAUCCUAAUUUUGCGAAAACAUCAAGACCACAACGGUUGACAGAAAUAGACGCGUACUUUGAACCAGAAAAGAAGCAAGGAUUAAUGGUGUGCUUUAGUGAGUUAUAUAAUUCUUCUGAAAAGGUGGAAUACCAAAUGGAAGAGUUGAUGGCAAAACGUUUGCGUCGAUAUGAUACAAUAUUAAUGACAGCGGAUAUGGACGAGACUGCAUGCGGCAGUAACGAACGGGUACAGAGACGCAAAAGCUUUUUUCCUUUACGCAAAUCGAUUAUGCCAAUACCAUCCGUCGUUCCAAUGGAAUAUAAAGAGGAUAUUGCGGUUAAAGGCAUUCUCCAUAAAGGGCCUCUGAAAAUAACGAGUGGUACCGAAACCUCGGCGCAGCCUAAUAAAAUCGAAAUAUUUGAAGAUACAAUUAGCACAGCUACAAGCAAAUUUUCAGCUGAUACCAUUAACAAAGUUAGUUCAGUUUGCAAAGAAGAAAAUCCUUCAACAGCUAAUUUCAAGUUUAAAACACCCGCUUUACCAACCACAACUACUUCCACAAUAGAAAAUAAACUAGGUUUCGAAAUUUAUACUGAACCUUCUAUAAGUGAGGGUCAACUAUCUGUACCUACUACUGAAGGGGCUGUAGGAGGUGCCAUAUAUGAUCCGGAAGAAACUUGUUCUACACAAAUAUUCAACAUAUUUUUAAAAUCACAGUCUGUAAGUACACCGAAGAUGGCACAGAAAGUUGCACCAAGACAAUUUGGAUCUAUUUUGAAGAGUGUACCAAAACCUCUCGAAUUUUCUAAUAGUCCAGAAAGUAAUCCAACACCUGAAGCCAUUGUUGAUGAACAGGCAGAACCCCUAAAAGCCGCAGUUGAAUACUCUCCUUUAACGGUGAAGCAAUUGUCCACUAUUCUAGAAACUUCCGAGCACGGUAUCACACAAGGUACACACACGACUGGUGGCAUAACAACCAAGUCUUCCAGCAGCACAUCUGACGGCGAAGGCGACCGUGAGAUGGGAACGCGGCUGUUAAUACCCGUUACGGAAUUGAAGCCAGUAGAAGAACUAUCGCGCAAAACAUCCAAUAUACCAACUGAGGUAAUGGUAUCGCUAGAAAAUAUUAAUUUAUAUGGUGGGGCUAUGUCAGAAGAAAAAAAUCCAACAACGGUUGGCAAGCAUGAAAUGUCCAUAAUUAUCCCACAUACUUGCACCCGCGAACCAGCCACACCAGCUAAUAAACGUUUACAGACGGGGUCUGAUUCGCUAGUUGCGCCUGCAGCAUUAGCGCCAGCAUUAAACUUUUCAAUAUUUGAAGAUGAACCCACUGAAGCGAUUGGGGUUAAACAAGCUGGAAAUUUUACACGUAUUGACGAACGCGAGGAUACAGCGGCUGGCUAUGCCAUUCGAAGCGUUCGUUUCCAAGAGGACAAGACUGAAACAAUGCCGAAAAUGUUAUUGCAUUCACGUUCCAUUGUAAAAUUUCAAGAAGAUAAAACAGAAACUAUAACCAAAAUGCCAAUUGCAACACCCGGGUUGGUGCAGUUUGAAUCGGAAAAAACCGACACAAUACCGAAAACUUUGCUUUCGGCACCAGUAAAAAAUCUCAGUUCGAAUUUGGAAGAUUCUUUUGAGUUUUUUGGACAAACUCCACCGGGUAAGAGUAUAUUACAUCCAAGAUAUGAAGUUUCGGCUUUUAAGGAGUGCAUGGAGGCACGGACGCCAUUGUUGUCAUCGGCUAAACGACAUUGUGAUAUCAAUACUCCAGAUGCAUUACAGUUGAAGGCACAGCCAUCAACACAAAAACAAGCCAUUAGCACAACGACGACUGUUACUGCAGCGGCUUUUAAAGGACCGGUACUAUUUGAGGACGAAGUUAACAAAUCAGAGUCUAUAAAGCCCCAAGUACUUUUCUCAUCGACCAAACCUAUAACUUCACAAAAAGUUAUCACACAACCAGCGGUGCAGAGGGUAAUUGCGCGUGAUUCCUUUUUGUCAGAUUUUUCUUAUAUUGAAGAGACACAACCACAAUCUGCGGUCCUUACCAGCAAAAGCGAAGCAAAUAAGAAUGAUGUAUCCAAUACUAGAACGGGUGGUGAUACAGCAGUUAAUGCAAAGGCACAAACUAUCGCUAAGUGUAGCGAUUCAAAUGAACAGCAAGCUAAAUCAAGCUUGAGCAAUUCCUAUUUAAAUGAUUUCUCCGAAAUUAUGGACUCUCAACCUGUACAAAGUGAUAACAACUGGUGUAGAUCUGUUUCGAAAAAUAAACCCACCGAAAUGCAGAAAAAGGAUCAAGAAAACUUUUGUAAUUCGUUUCUAAAAGACUUCUCAGCUGUAAUGGAGUCCAAACCAAUAGAGAACGAAAAUGAAUUUCUACAAAAGCAGUCUACAACAAAUGCAUUUUCUACAACUGACUUGCAGCGUAAAGGCGAAUCGUGCAAUUUAGCGCCCACAAAAACUGAUGAGAAUAGAGCUAAAUUCGAUCUUGGAAAUUCUUAUUUAAAAGAUUUUUCUAUGGUUUCCGAAUCACAACCAGUCGAAGUGCAACGGGAGCGCCUACAACCCAUAUCUACGGCUAACAAACAUGAAACGAACGAGCAAAAUAUUGAAAUGGAUAGUAAAAAACUUGAAAUCGUCAAUCAUAGUUUAAAAGAUUUUUCUGUAAUUAUGGAAUCGCAACCGGUUGUUGACGAAAGAAAGCUUGGACACCACAGUUCCCGUUCUACGUUGCCAACAACAAAACCACUAACAAGCAAAAUCGAUGUAUCACAACAACAUGUCGAAGAAAACAUUAAGCCGACCUUAGGCUGCUCUUAUCUAAAUGAUUUUUCAAUUGUGACUCAGUCAGAACCCAUUGAAAACAAAAUGAAAAGUAAGAUAUGUUCAAAUCAAACAAUUGCCGAUGAGGUAUACCAAAAUCCAAAUGCAAUUCCUGCAACACACAUGAAUGACCUUCACCUGAAUGAGUUUUCAGUUGUUUCGGAGACACCCACACUUGAAAGCGCAACGAAGCGUGCACAAGAACAAUUUGAGCAACUUAAAGCAGACACAAAACCGGCUGCAGCAGCACAACCGCUCAUGUUUCUGAAUUCGUUCAUGAAAGACUUCUCCGGAUUUCGCUGUCCUCCCGCCGAGUCAAUAAGUAGUAAGAAAUCAACUACACGCCUAACAUUUUUGAACGAUUCUAGAAAAUUCAAUGAAUCCAUACAUUCAAACCCAAUUAAUAAUAGUCUUAGCAAAGACUCGAAUAACCCUCCACAAAGUUCGAACAAAUUACAUUUUCUUGAGAAAUCGAGGGUCAGUUUAGCCCAAGCGCCACCAACUGAACGUUUAUCAACAGAAAAGUUCUUUGAGUUGAAUGCAGAGACUGCAAUGUUCUCCACAAAUAUCAGUAUGAUCAAGAACUCCACACUUUUGCCACAAAUUGAACUGAAUGCCUUGCAGGUGCCAACACCAAUAAAAGAGCAGUCGCUACACAUAAAGCAGGAGAAAGAUGAAACUUGCAAAAUCGUUGCUGUUAGUCAACAGCAACAGGACAAUUUCAAAACGCCGCCAAAAACGGUAAACGAGUUACUGUCAACGUUGCCACCAAGUUUGGCGCAAGAGCAAACAACAACAACAUCGUCAGGUGCUGUACCGAAACAGCCAUCAGCUAUCAAGCCACAACGCGAAAGUAAAAUUCUACAACCGAUAAGUCAUACCGAACCACAAAUUAAACAACCAAUUGAGUAUAUAAAUAUAACUGAAACCACUGAUAGGGCUAUUGUCCAGGAUGGCGAUGCCGAAAUGAGCAUAUAUUUUAAGCAUACGCCGAAAACGCCGAAAAUACAACAACACAUAUGGACUGAAAGUUCACCCUCGCCCAAAACACCAUCACAAAAUGUAUAUGUCCAUCGCGAAGUAGAUCUAAAUGUCACUAACCAAAUUAUAGACAACGUGAACGUUGAUCCCCAAGUUAAUCCUUUUAAUGGCUAUUUGCAAAGUGCUUUCUUGGAGCAAAUCGAGUUCAAUAAUUAUAUUGAAGAAUUGCCAAGUUGUAUGCUAGUUGGUCACGUGUCACGUCUAAAUUACGGUGUUAAAAUUAAGGUUAACGAUGUUGAAUUUGAUGUUUUAAAGUUAAUUGGAGAGGGCGCAUAUGGCGCUGUGUUUUGUGGCACACAUAAAAAGACUGGCAAGAAGUAUGCGCUCAAGCAGGAACGUCCACCGAAUUUUUGGGAAUACUACAUAUGCUUGGAAGUGCAUAGUCGUUUAAACUCGGAAGAUUUGGUUUCGGCUUUUAUGAGCAUCGAUUAUGCGCUGAUUGGCAAUAAUGCCAGUAUCCUGAUAUCACCGUUUUCUGUGCAUGGCUCACUAAUAACUGUAUGCAAUAAGGUGAAAAAACAUACGUUAAGAAAUGUCGAUGAGUAUGUAGUGAUGAUAUUAACUUGUGAACUGCUCAGCAUCAUUGAUCAUUUGCACGCCGUUAAUAUUAUACAUGCAGACAUUAAAGCUGAUAAUUUUAUUUUAAUGAAGAACUUGGAUUAUAACAGUACCCAGUACGCAUUGCAGCUAAUAGAUUUUGGUGUAUCAAUUGAUAUGAAAUUAUUCAAAUCUGGCCAGACGUUUAAUUAUGUGCAUAAUGAGAACGCGUUCAAGUGUAUAGAGAUGCGUGAAGGACGGCCUUGGACGUAUCAACUGGACUUAUACGGUUUGGCAGGUGUCAUACAUGUUUUACUCUUCGGUAAAUUCAUGGACAUUGCACAACGCCCUAAUGGUAUAUGGAUGCAUAAGACACAUGUGCCACGUUAUAUCAAUCGCACGUUGUGGGACACAAUAUUUCAGGCAUUACUGAAUAUACGCGACUGUGAAACGAUGCCGAAUUUGCAAAAUUUGCGCGCCCUUAUCAAAGAAGAAAUAGCUGCGAAGGAGAAAUUCGUUAUGAGGAAAAUUGUAGAGUUUAAUUCGGCGUUAAGUGCUUGAAAGUAUAGAAAUUGGAGACUUUGUAAUAAUUUGUUCACUAUAAUCACAUUGUAACUAUUUAAUUGAAAUACAAUUAAUAAAUUUAUUUUACUAUA
Bactrocera oleae (olive fruit fly) is the source of this 6614-nucleotide messenger RNA. It is a transcript of the gene BubR1, whose product is annotated as Bub1-related kinase. NCBI's taxonomy places the organism in Eukaryota, Metazoa, Arthropoda, Insecta, Diptera, Tephritidae. Gene Ontology annotation, cellular component: nucleus. The record is from RefSeq and is a predicted model, not a curated record. Gene Ontology annotation, biological process: meiotic sister chromatid cohesion, centromeric; mitotic spindle assembly checkpoint signaling; protein phosphorylation. Gene Ontology annotation, molecular function: protein kinase activity; ATP binding.